Letharia lupina is the source of this 483-nucleotide messenger RNA. RefSeq lists its product as uncharacterized. Lineage: Eukaryota; Fungi; Ascomycota; Lecanoromycetes; Lecanorales; Parmeliaceae. The transcript has 2 exons. The coding region runs from base 1 to 483 and encodes 160 amino acids. The record is from RefSeq and is a predicted model, not a curated record.
AUGCCCGAUGCCGAAAUUGGGCGAUCCGCCACACAGCCCGCAGCUCUUCUAUGGACCAUCAACACCUACACAACCACCCUCUCCACCGCCCUCCAAACCCUCUCCCAAACCAACCCCACAGCCCUAACCACAGCCGCCACCACCUCCGCGAACGGCACCUCCCGCUUCGCCAACCCCACCCAAACCCUCUCCGUCGACGUCCCCCUCCGCGCUCUGCUCGAGAGGGAAACCUACGGCUUCGCCCUCCCCGCUACUCCCAACGCCGGCUUGCUCGCGUUUCUGGAAACUUACCCCGCGGCGCAGACGUACGGGUCGUCCACGAGCGUGCCGGAGUUGCUGGUGCUCUUGCUGCAGAGGUUGGGUCAGGUGUUGCUGCGGAUCAUGAGUGACGUGUCGAGUUUUCUGACGGUGGCGGAGCGAGGGGCGUUUUCGACGGGCGAGGCGGUGGGUGGGGCGGGGUUGGUGGAGGCGUGGGGGACGUAG